AGUUAUAGAAACAAAAUCAUUUGAAGAAUGAAUUUACACAUCGAUAAGAUUGAAUGUCUUUUUAUAUUAUUCAAUAUAUUAAUUAGUAGUGCAAAAUUGACAUCUUCUUAUAAAUUAAAACACAUUAUCUUGGCGCAGUACAUUGGAAAUUCACAAAAUGGAAUUAGCAGUAACGGCGCUUCAUUAGCAAAGCAAAUUCUACUCACAAGAAGUAAGAGCAAACAAAAUUAUGAAGUAGGAGACGAAAAAUCACAGCUAGUUGAUAAGAAAACUCGAGGCUCUCUUUUGGACUAUCGGCCAUAUGUGCAUGUGAUAAUUGACGGGAGGACGGGUGAUUCUGAUGGCCCGCUGUUUCAGACAGACGUCGCGUUAUCGCCGGGCAUGUCUCUGUAUAACGCAAUAGCCCAGGCCAGCAUUCGUUUUGGUGUAGAACAUCCGUGUAUACAAAACCCGUAUCAAAUGGAGGUCGAGUCUGUCAGUAGGAACUGUUAUACUGUUGUGAAUGUCCCGGGCCUUCCCGCCGGCAGGAAUAACAAAUGGAUAAUAAAAAUCGUCAGGAGAAGAGGCAGGGUUGUAUACGAAGGUGAGUGCUUACCCAGCGGGAGGAUAGCGAUGAGAGGUGGGACAAUGGUUACCUUCACCAAGAGCAGUUAAAACUCUGGAGUUAUAAAGAAGAUUGCUACCUGUUCACAUGUUGCUUAAUUAAAGUGAUCAAAUUGUUUCCCUUUGUUUAUAUUGAAUGGUCACAUGUACGCUAUGUGACGUUUGAUGAAGGAAAAGCAUAAAGCUUCAAUAUAUAAUGUAUAAAGUAAACCCACAACACGUGUUUUCUGUUAUAACCCGUUACUCACAGCUGAAAACCUACAUUUGAGAAGAUCAGGUGUUUUCAUCGUGUUUAUGCUCAAUCGAUUUCUAUCUUCAAUUGACAGUUCGUUAGUACAUGUUUAUGUGAAUUUCCACUUUCUCCAACGUGUAUGUUGC
This is a messenger RNA of Ostrea edulis (European flat oyster), 981 nucleotides long. RefSeq lists its product as uncharacterized. Bases 28 to 654 code for a protein of 208 amino acids. The record is from RefSeq and is a predicted model, not a curated record. The transcript has 4 exons. NCBI's taxonomy places the organism in Eukaryota, Metazoa, Mollusca, Bivalvia, Ostreida, Ostreidae.